Molecule: messenger RNA, 267 nt
Organism: Bipolaris victoriae FI3
Lineage: Eukaryota; Fungi; Ascomycota; Dothideomycetes; Pleosporales; Pleosporaceae
Exons: 2
Coding region: 1-267 (88 amino acids)
Source: RefSeq, a predicted model, not a curated record
AUGAUCGCCACCUUCGGCAACGUUUCCGGCUUUUUCUUCAUGCCAACCAGUAUUUUCGUUCUUGGCUCUUGGGCUGCCGAGCCACAGCCUGACAGAGUGGGAGCCUGGGAGCCUGCAGAUUCUCAGCCUCUGCUAGGAGAGACCCACCAAACCUUGUCGGGUCCCUGGCACACGUACUCGCUUGGCAAGGGCAGUGCCAUGAUCCGGAUGUCGUCUGUCCCGCAGCCAAAAGAAAAGUCGCCCAAUGCAAGCAACGUCCAUGACUGA